Haliotis rufescens (red abalone) is the source of this 4925-nucleotide messenger RNA. RefSeq names its product NT-3 growth factor receptor-like. Bases 303 to 2762 code for a protein of 819 amino acids. Gene Ontology annotation, molecular function: transmembrane receptor protein tyrosine kinase activity; neurotrophin binding; neurotrophin receptor activity. NCBI's taxonomy places the organism in Eukaryota, Metazoa, Mollusca, Gastropoda, Lepetellida, Haliotidae. The record is from RefSeq and is a predicted model, not a curated record. The transcript is spliced from 14 exons. Gene Ontology annotation, cellular component: plasma membrane; axon; signaling receptor complex. Gene Ontology annotation, biological process: positive regulation of kinase activity; protein phosphorylation; cellular response to nerve growth factor stimulus.
ACGAAACUUCGGAACAUAAAAGACCCUGGGAUAUCGAGCUCGUGUCCUUUCAUACAAGCAACAGAUCGCUGACAGAGUGAAGACUUACCCCAUCAGCGCUACCACUCGUUACAAUUUGCCAUGAGGACGUUCGCCACACCGUGAAAGGAGACAACUAUCUUCAAAGGUUAAAGAUUCUCAUGCGUUGAAGCUGCAAUCCCACAUAUGUGGCGCGCAUAUUGGAUAGUGUUAAUUUUCAUAGUAUGACUAAUGUCAUGAGACAAUAAGUGGAAUAGUGUUGGUUUUUUUCAAACUGCUGUGAUAUGCUUAACGCUGUGACACAGUGGAGGAGGAUAUGGUGCUUUGUGCUGCACGUGCUUGUGAGUUGCCUGCACGUGCAUGUGUGUUUGGGGUGCACGACCACCCACCUGAACAAUGGAGCGUAUAAGCUGACGUGCGUGACGCCCAACUUGAAUGUGAAUGUCAUUCCUUCUGUUCCGGACGUUCAAGUGAGGGGAAAUAUUACCAAAAUAGAGAUUCUCAGCCAGAAUAACCUGACAAGAAUACGAAGAGACGACCUGAAGCCGUACGAAAGUUUGCAAGAACUAGUUAUAAAAUACAGUGGUGUUCAGUUUAUAGAAGAUGGAGCUUUCGAAACAAAUACACAAUUGAAUAAAAUCGACCUUGAACAUAAUAAGCUUGAGACGUUCUCUCGUUUUCUUGUGAGUCACCUGCAUAUCAUUGAGCUGAACCUGAAUGAAAACCCUCUGGUGUGCAGUUGCAACAUGCAGUGGCUAAAACUAAAACAGAAAUCUAACUCCAAGUUUCUGGAUAAUCAACGUAUAAUGUGUAUACAGGACGGAGUCAAACGCCGCGUAUCGGAGAUGGACAACCCGGAUUGUGAAACACCACAUGUGCACGUGUCGCCCUCCGAAAUAUCCAUUAACGCCUCCCAGGAUGCCGUGUUCCACUGCAGAGGAACCGGAAGUCCUAAACCGGAUGUCAGAUGGAAAUUAAAGGAUCUCGCUUCCAACUACACCAUUAGUACGGUCAAGGACACCGCCAAUGAGACGAUCAAAGCGUUACAGGUGUGGGAUGUCAAUUCCACUGACCACAACAAUCGUCCUCGUUGCAUCGUGGAGAAUAAAGUCAAUAACGUGUCAGCUCAAGUGGAAAUACUUGUCAACUCUGCUCCACGACUAAACAUUACGAAAGUGAAUAUGACCAUCAACGAAGCAACGGACCAGAAACUGAGAUAUGAUGUCCGCGGCUGGCCGGAGCCCUCUAUUCAGUGGUUGUUCAAUAAUAAAGCUCUACAGAGAAAGGGGAUACUCGGCUUUAACUUUACAAUAUGUCCUGGCUGGGUGCAGGGCUCUCUGGAAUUUGAUACAGCGAAUUUCAACUACGCCGGAACAUACACUAUCGUCGUCAACAAUACGUAUGGUAAAGAUCAGAAAAACAUCUUCAUCUCAAGAAAUCAAAAUCAAAUACCCUCACCUCGACAUUUCCUGCAAAUGGGCAAUAGGCUUGGAGGUUACGAUCCAUGGCACCCUGAGAGGCCACGCCCUUUUCCCAACCCACCUCCUUUCCUGCCCCAAGCGACAACCACUACACAGCCGAAGGUGAAGAAUACGGACGACUUUAAAAUAACAGUAAUCGUGACGGCAUCUGCAACGGCCAUUAUCCUGGCCUUCACCAUCACACUCGUCGUGUGUGUUCGCCGGCACCGCAGGAAGAUCAACCGUCAUGCGACCUUCCAAAACCGGAACAAGGGAGUCAUCGGACCGAAGGUCACCAAGGGCGGACUCCUUCUGGAAGCUGCACCUCUCAAUAGUCUUCAUUUGAUAGAAAACCCUAAUUACAUGCAGAAAACUGCCUACAGGAAUAAUUCGACACAGAGAACCAUCCGACCAGAAACAAUCUGUUUUUUGCGAGAACUCGGGGAAGGUGCGUUUGGGCGCGUUUACCUUGGAACCUGCACUGGGCUUGUUGAAGAAGGGGAAGUAACUCUAAUUGCAAUCAAGACUCUCAAAGACGCAACAAGUGAAUCAGUGAUGAAAGACUUUGACAGGGAAGCUGAGCUUCUGGCUAACCUCCAACAUGACAAUAUUGUGACAUUUUAUGGUGUUUCUCAAAAUAAUGAGAAUUAUAUGAUGAUAUUCGAGUUCAUGUCCAAUGGAGAUUUAAAUAACUAUUUAAGGUCCCAUGGCCCGGACUCGUCAGUCAUCUGUAAGGGAACCCCGCAGAACGAUACGCUCACCAUCACACAACUUCUGCACAUCUCCAACCAGAUCGCCACCGGCAUGGACUACCUGGCGUCCCAGCACUUCGUGCACCGCGACAUGGCCACCCGGAACUGUCUGGUGGAUGACAAGCUCAUAGUAAAGAUUGGGGAUUUCGGCAUGUCACGGGAUGUUUACAGCACGGACUACUACAGGGUCGGGGGAACCGCCAUGUUGCCGGUCCGCUGGAUGCCUCCCGAAAGUCUGCUGUACCGAACCUUCACAGUGGAAUCCGAUGUGUGGAGUUUCGGCAUCGUUAUGUGGGAGAUCUUCACAUACGGGAAACAGCCUUACUACGAACUGUCCAAUAUAGAGGUAAUACAGUGCAUCCAGAACGGGCACCUGCUUGACUGCCCUCAGAUAUGCCCGGAUGACGUCUACAAGAUAAUGCUGGGGUGUUGGAAGAGGCAGCCGACGGAGAGACUGACAAUGAAGGAAAUCCACAAACGCCUGGACAGUCUGUGUCUGAAAGAACCGACCUAUCUCGACCUGAUUGCAUGAGCAACACGGAAGGGAGGGACUCUUAAUACAUGGUCGACAAUGUUUUAAACGGGUGUACAUCCCCUUCAGGAGAAAAGCCUUUCCUGAUUCAAAUGAAUCUUACAAGGAUAUAUAAAUCACAUGGAUUACAACCAUACAUGGUUCAAAUGAAUCAUACCAGGAUCUGUGAAUCACAUGAAUUACAACCCUAUAUGAUCUCAAAUGAAUCAUACCAGGAUCUGUGAAUCACAUGAAUUAUAACCAUAUAUGAUCUCAAAUGAAUCAUACCAGGAUCUGUGAAUCACAUGAAUUAUAACACUAUAUGAUCUCAAAUGAAUCUUACCAGGAUCUGUGAAUCACAUGAUUUACAACCACAUGUGAUUAAAAUGGAUCCAUCGCCAAUACCUGAUUCACAGAAAACAAGAAAUCGGGAAGUCACUUGUCUCAUGAAACAUAACUCUGUGAUGAUGUAAGGACUGAGUUAUAUUAUCUUCAGGAUGCAGAAACGAGCUUUUGGCGAAGAGUGUAGAAAGUGUGUCCAUAAGAGUGAGAUAGGAAGAUGUGACACUCGAAGUCCUCAUCUUUAGCAUCAUCCUCGGAAUUCAGGGUAUGUUUAUUCGAGGCGAGAAACGCGGAACAUACACGCUUGGACUUCGAGGGUGCUGCUGGAAAUGUUGGCCAUCUUGUCAUGGUGAUUUCAGAGGCAGUGUCGGCACGGCAGUGUCAGCUCGACAAUGUCAUCCAUGUCUCUCUGCCAGCCAAAAGACGUGUGUGUGAUUGACAAUGAGGGCAUCUGAAGCAAUCGACAAGACACUAGCUGUGUUACUAUAACAUACGAUUUGUUGUGUUGUGCAGAGAUGGACCACGGGAAUUCGUAUUUGUACAGAAAAUAUCAAUAAUGUUCAUAAUCAGUGGAUGGACUGACGGGAUUGCUCAACAGCACAUACUCAGAGGGCAGAAUAUGGACAGAAUAUACGACGAAACGAUUGUCUUUCAAGUUAAUGGGGCUUAUUGGGUUUACAGUGAUCUGCUUCAACUGAGUUUCUGCACAAGAUGCAUCUGAUAUGCUCUUUUUUAUUUAUCGACUGAGAUUGAGAUAAUCCUACAUUAUGACACUCAGGAAUUUUUGCUGACUUUCUUCAGUGGUAAACCAUAACGAAAAACAAUAUAGCCUUUGCUUCACUAUCAUAAUAACUGGGUUGCAGAAGUGACGUCACCAUAUUCAUCUCUCUUAUCACUAGCUCCGCACUCGAUAUAGAAAUCAACAGCCAAUCACAUGUAAUGACUCUUUAUUGUUCGGGUUCCAAUAAGUUGUCAUUUGAUUGGACGGAUAUGUUGGCAUCGUGUCCCUCGAAUUAAAUGAAACGAUGCUGUGUAAGCGAAUGGGUGCAGGGUAUUUAUCAUAACGGAAUGGGGAUGAAUAACCUGGAUAAUCGAAGAUGCAUGCUUCCUUAAUUCUGAUUAUGUGUGUAUUGAUGGGAUGUGCAUAACAGAACCUUCUUAACCCGGACAAAAUGUUUCUCGGGCAGAUUUCACUUUGAACAGUGUCUGUGUAAAUAACUUGUAUUCGUCAUGUCAGUAACCAAAUAGUAUGGAGUUGAUGUAUUUAUGUAGCUAUGCGAAGGUGUAUGUGAAGAAAGCAAUUAUUUUACACAAAGCGAUUGUGAUCCAAAGAUAAAUUAAUUUCUAAUCCAGCAGGGCUCGAUUUAGCUGUGAAGAACAUGCACCAUUGCAACCUAUUAUUGAAAAAUGCAACCUCAUAUUUUUGUCUACGUGAACCAAGUGCGUGUAAAAUAAAAAUCAAGUUUGUGUCGACACAAAAUCGAUGUUUGGACACACUCAAUAGCUCUAAAGUUUAUUUACCAUACUACAUCACUAACCUCUGUGUUAUGUGUAAUUUGUUAUGCUUUCUUAUGUCUGACGUAAUCAAACUGUGGGUACUUCAGGAACUGCACAUGUUCCUAUUACGUUUUACAGCAAUAAGUUAUGUGACUAUGGCUGCCGACCGGUUGCUAUGUUUCAACUUUGAUACCAUUGUGUGACCCGGGGGCAACCUGGCUUUAUUUGGUGCACCUUGGUUGUCAUGCAUCUGGUUCAAGUUAAAUCAAGUUCCUUAAAUCGAGCCCUGGCAAUCAUUCGUGACCAACUCGUGUUAUUCCGGGACAAGCCGAAUAGCGACUCGUG